Messenger RNA from Nymphaea colorata (pocket water lily), 791 nucleotides. RefSeq lists its product as uncharacterized. The record is from RefSeq and is a predicted model, not a curated record. The transcript has 3 exons. NCBI's taxonomy places the organism in Eukaryota, Viridiplantae, Streptophyta, Magnoliopsida, Nymphaeales, Nymphaeaceae. Gene Ontology annotation, biological process: defense response. The coding region runs from base 16 to 603 and encodes 195 amino acids.
AAUGGUGUGAAGCGGAUGCAGAGAAAUAAUAAGAAUCGGAUUCUCCGCAACGUGACAAGCGAAAAUUUCACCCUGAGUCAAGUACAAGUACAAGGUGAAAUUUCAAGAGAUGCGGCUUCGUGGAAGUUACCACGAGAUCUGGACUCCGAUUUCACCAUGGGUAGUUCUUCGUCUCUGUUUUUACCACGAGGCACCACCAACAUUGGAAAUCGAGACCACCAACUUCAGCCAACUUCUAAGGCCCUUUACUCUCUGCUGCUGCUCACGUCCCACUUGCUUCUUGGUUUCUUCCCUCUUUUUGUCCCUCUCCCAACCUUUGCCUAUAAAUACGACUUCAUUCGAGGCCUCCCCACACUUCAAAGUGAAGAGAAAAUGGAGAUGAAGAAGAGCGUCCUCCCAGUUCUGUUGCUCUUGCUGCUGUUGGUGGCCACACCUAAUAUGACGAACACUGCAGAAGCAAGAACGUGCGAGUCGCAGAGCCACCAGUUCAAGGGCCGCUGCUUUAGCGACCACAACUGCGGUAUGGUGUGCAAGACCGAGGGCUUCUUCGGGGGCAAAUGCAGAGGCUUUCGUGGGAGAUGCUUCUGCACUAAACCGUGUUAGAGGAGAUCUCCUGAUGUGAAGCACACGUCUCCCUAGGACUAGUGGACUGCUUACUUCUUAAGUUCUGGAGAGUUUGGUUGAUGUCUGAUGUUGGUCGAGUCUUCCUGUCACCAUCGUGGCCUUUCUUGUUGCGUUUUCAUCUUGUGCUUCUCAUUUUGAAUAACAGAUCUCUUGGUGUCUAUCUAUAA